AUGUUGGGCAAUGUUUCUCGUGCAAAGGUGUUCCGCUAUGGAUACGCCGCGCCGUUCUACAACGUCUCCCGCGCGAUGAGGACCAUCGUGUUUGGGACUAAGAAUGAACUUGGACUGCACUUUGGCAUUUUGAUCGUGUGGAUUACGAUAUCAUGCAUUACGUUGCCGUUGAUUCGGUGCUUUGUGAGGAGAGAAGGCUCCGCAAAGACGGCGAGACCGGAUCAGGACAUGAAGGUUUGA
This is a messenger RNA of Laccaria bicolor S238N-H82, 240 nucleotides long. RefSeq lists its product as uncharacterized. Bases 1 to 240 code for a protein of 79 amino acids. The transcript has 2 exons. The record is from RefSeq and is a predicted model, not a curated record. Gene Ontology annotation, cellular component: membrane. Lineage: Eukaryota; Fungi; Basidiomycota; Agaricomycetes; Agaricales; Hydnangiaceae.